Molecule: messenger RNA, 1346 nt
Organism: Populus trichocarpa (black cottonwood)
Lineage: Eukaryota; Viridiplantae; Streptophyta; Magnoliopsida; Malpighiales; Salicaceae
Product: protein CHROMOSOME TRANSMISSION FIDELITY 7
Exons: 6
Coding region: 111-1217 (368 amino acids)
Biological process (GO): mitotic sister chromatid cohesion
Cellular component (GO): nucleus; chromatin
Molecular function (GO): protein-lysine-acetyltransferase activity
Source: RefSeq, a predicted model, not a curated record
CUCACCACUCAAAAUUGAAGAAACACUGCCUUUGCCGCCAAAAAUAGCACCAAAAGAAAGAGAGAGAUCUCAAUUCAGAGAGGCCAAAAGAGUAACAGAGAGACGAACCUAUGCAAUCCAAAAUAAGCUCCUUCUUCAAGUCCCCUUCUUCUUCUUCUUCUCCGCCAAAAUGCCUCCAAGAAGACCCACCUUCUUUUUCGGACGUUGACUUGGCUAUAUGGCAGAAUUCCCAGCACCAAUUUGUCAAUACUUACGCACGUCGAGCCGCCCCAAAAUUAAUUCUUGGGGACCAGAGGAGUGAAGGAAAUAAAGGGCAACGGAGUGAGGUGUUGCCUAAACCAAUAUCAAAAGAUCCGUGUUCGAAACCAGAAACAGAGGCUUGUGGGAAAGUGCUUAACAAGAAGAGAAGCUAUGCACAGUUUCAUCUAGACUUAGGUCAAUCUGAUUUCAAUCUCCGUGCAUGUUCAACAUGUGGGGUUAAAUAUGCACCGGGUGAUGAAGGAGAUGAGAAGGAACAUAAAAUCUUUCACAAGAAUUACACUCAUGGAAUUCAAUUCAAGGUUUUUCGGAGCGAAAGGGUUGUGCAUAUGCCUUGUAGUGAAGCGGGGCGUAUUGUUUUGGUGCUGGAUUCUGAUCCUCCUGCACUGAGAAAUAAGCUACAGGAGGUUAUACAGAUGAUGGAGAUUGAGCUUGGAGAUGGAUGGAUUUUUCAUAAGCUUUGUAAGGUAUAUGUAUUUGUUUCUUCCCAGAGAGUAGCUGGUUGUCUAGUUGCUGAACCAAUAAAAGAAGCAUUCAAAGUUCUUACAUGUUCGGUGGAUGAAAGACCUAAAUGCGCUGCUAAAAAGAAUUCAAGACCAAACUCCACAACUCUCCAAUUUGGUGAAGUCAUCUUACAAAGGGAAGCCAUGAGAAAAGUUACUGCAGUUGAUUCUCUUAACGUAUUAAAUGGGAACCACAAUGGAGCUGUUGUUUGUGAAGAGGAAGCUGUACCUGCUCUCUGUGGCAUCAGAGCAAUCUGGGUUACUCCCUCUAACAGAAGAAAACGCAUUGCAAGCCAAUUACUGGAUGCUGCGAGGAGAAGUUUUUGCAUGGGUGUUGUUCUCGAACAAUCUCAGUUGGCAUUCUCUCCACCAACCUCAGCUGGGAAGGCAUUGGCAUCUAGUUAUGCUGGCACUACAUCAUUCUUGGCGUACAAACCUAAAAAUGUGGGCAGUUAAAUGUUCCUCCUACAUGGGUAGGAUGUUUAUUGUUCGUUUUACUUAGUUUCCUGAAUUUUGAUGUUUUUAUUAAUGAUAUUACACUAUGGCCUUAGUGAAGUUCAAAUGAACUGGAAAACUUACUUUGCA